CAAAGUUCUAGUAGACCACCGGGUCAGAAAAGUUUGUAGCACGAUUACUCAGAUUGGUCUGUGCACUAUACUAAUAAAAUAAAAAGCAUUCCUUGCUUUUUUUACAUAUUUAUUCAAAAUCAGUACAAUGUUUUAAGUUUUUUAAAUACAAAUGUGGCUUGGUGCCAGCCAUAGAUAAUUAGGACCUUUAGGACCAUAGAUACCAUAGAUAAAAUAUCAUUGUCAAAAAGUAAGUAAAGUAGGUCCCACUAAGCGAUCACAAUUCACAACGAUCAUGCUCAAAACCACAGAUUUUCCUGUUCCACUUGCAAAGAGUAAAUUAAUUGGGUACCACCGUACCAUUUGCUUGCGAGUGUUGCAAUGCAAUGGUUUGCAAUCAUAAGCGGUCGGCAUUAAUCGGCUGAUAAGAUGAUGAUGAUGACGAUGUUAUUUAAUGAGUCUGGUGUAGCGAUAUCUUGCUAGGCUUUAAUAAUAAAACGAUAAGAUGCGGUAUUAUUUGAAAUACAAGUAAGAUAACUUUAUUGAUAAGCUCUUAAUAUUACAUAGAUAGGUUCAUGUUUACUUAGGGGCCCAUAGAUGCAAGCGGCACAAGACCGUAGUAUUUGGAAGAUCUUACUUUAUGCCAGCAGUGGAUGUCCUUAGCGACCUAUGAUCGUAAAUCGGUACUUUAAUAUCUUGAACUAUAUCAAAUAAGAAAUCUCUACGUAUGAUUUAUAUAGUCAAAUAUUAUACGUAUUGUUUAUAGAUACAUAUUAUUAUAAUAAGAAUACAAAUUAUAAAAAAAUUAGGUACAAUCGAACAAAUACACAAACAAAUUUAUUCAAAUAUCAUUAAAUAUACUUGUAGGUAGGGUGGACUGGGUACGGUUGUGAUAAUCCCUAUGAAAUACAGUGUAGGGCAAUGAUAUUAAAUUAUAAAGUUAAAAGGUCGUAGGUGUAGGGUAUGAAGGGCGAGAGGAGAGCGUCAGGGAUCGAAACUCGUGUCACGAUAUUGUUUCAGCCACCGCGCUAUGAUUUUGGUAGUAGAGGUCUUUAUCUGGGGAUACGGCAGUGCCCCCGCAAGUCGAAUUACUUUUAACAAAAAUGCUAAAAAUAAUAUGUGUCGAAUAGAUGUGAAGUGUAUUGUAUGUGUGAAGUCAUCCUAGUAAAACAAUACCAAUUAUUUUGAAAAUGUGUAGAUACCUAUACCUACUCACUGCACUGUUUACAUCACAUGUAAGUCAGCCAGUCCCUCCCCUACCUUAUCAAGGAAUGGAUUUAAGUACAUAUUUUGUUAAUUAGGUGUCAAAGUUUAAGAUGAUCACUUAGACCGGGGUUCCCCUAUCAGUUGAAUUCUUAUCAGUUAUCUAGUCUUUUUAUCUUUGUUAUCAGUAGAUAAUAAAGGUAAGUUUAUAAGUAAAUUCGUUAAUGAGAAUGAAAUAGUUCUAUCUUAAGAGAGGUACUUGCAAUGGAUAAAUAUAUCAGCGUGAAGGAGUUGGAAGAUGCUGCUUUAGCUUCAUUGCCAAAGGCUAUUCGGGAAUAUUACAAAAGUGGAGCAGCAGAGGAGUACACAUUAGCAGAAAAUAGACGUGCAUUUCAAAGGUUGAGGAUUCGUCCAAAAUGCUUGGUUGGUUGGACAUAUUGCGAUCUGUCUACAACAGUCCUCGGUGAAAAAGUCACAAUGCCUGUGGGUAUAUCACCCACUGCUAUGCAAAGAAUGGCCCAUCCUGAUGGAGAAACGGUUAACGUAAAAGCUGCAGAAGCUGAAGGAGUAAUCUAUAUUCUCAGUAUAAUCUCUACCAGUUCUUUAGAAGAAGUGGCGCAAGCCGCACCGAACGCUAUAAAAUGGCUCCAACUUUACAUUUACAAGGAUAGAGAGAUGACAAGGAAAUUCGUUUCGAGAGCUGAACAAGCUGGAUACAAAGCUCUUGUUCUGACUGUGGACACUCCGGUUUUUGCUACACGUAGGUCAGAUGUGCGGAACAAUUUUGCACUACCGUCACAUUUGAGAUUGGCUAAUUUUAAUUUGCCACCCAAAAAAGACUCCGUAAAAGGUGGUGGUCUAGCCACUUAUAUGACCAAUACAUUUGAUAAAUCAUUGACUUGGGAAGGAAUCAGGUGGUUAAAAAGCAUUACUAAACUGCCAAUAGUGGCAAAAGGAAUUCUACGUGGUGAUGACGCGGUGAAAGCCGUAGAGGCUGGCUGCGCCGGCAUCCUCGUCUCUAAUCAUGGCGCGAGACAACUGGACGGAGUACCAGCAACGAUCGAAGUUCUUCCUGAAAUCGUGGAUGCAGUCAAAAACUAUAACGUUGAAGUGUAUAUGGAUGGAGGUGUGACUUUAGGAACUGAUGUCUACAAAGCAUUAGCCUUGGGAGCAAAAAUGGUUUUCGUUGGCCGGCCAGCUCUAUGGGGCUUAACAGUUGGUGGUAAAGAGGGCGUCCAACGAAUGUUAAAUUUAUUACGAGACGAGUUCGAGUAUACGCUCCAAAUUGCAGGUACACCAACUGUUGCUGAUAUUAAAAAAGAUAUGGUGCUCCAUGAAUCUGCUUAUUGUAGGCUUUAAGUAAUAUUAAAAUUAUAAGUACCUAUGUUUAAAAUACCUACCUGCUAUGGUCUAUGUUGCGAUGCAUUAAUAUUUAAGUUGAAUAAUAAUAACUGUAACUCUAUACCUAAGCUACCUUGUACAUUUGUGUUAGAAUUACGUACCUAAUUCAGAUGGAAUAUGACCCGUUACUGAAGUAUACUUAUUCAAUCACAGCUUAACAUGAUUUCAUAUUAAUUAAGAUAUAAUAUAUGAUACAUUUAUAUUAAAUAUUUCAUAUUAAUAAAGAUAUAAUAUAUUAAUUAAGAUAUAA
Molecule: messenger RNA, 2833 nt
Organism: Bicyclus anynana (squinting bush brown)
Lineage: Eukaryota; Metazoa; Arthropoda; Insecta; Lepidoptera; Nymphalidae
Product: 2-Hydroxyacid oxidase 1-like
Exons: 9
Coding region: 1447-2541 (364 amino acids)
Molecular function (GO): FMN binding; oxidoreductase activity
Source: RefSeq, a predicted model, not a curated record